AUGACCGAUAUUGGCAGGGAGCGGGACAUUGUCAUUAUCGGCGGCGGGAUAAUUGGAUGCUGCUGCGCCUAUUUCCUAACAAGACAUCCUUCGUACGAUCCAUCAAAACACAGAAUAACAAUUCUCGAGGCCUCGGAGAUUGCUGGCGGAGCGUCUGGCAAGGCUGGCGGGCUGCUAGCACUGUGGGCAUAUCCCAAAGUAAUCGUCCCUUUGAGCUACCAGCUACAUGCCCAACUAGCCAAAGAGCAUAGCGGAGUAGACAGAUGGGGAUAUAGAGAAGUUGGAUGUGGACAGCUUAUCGCAGAUGGUCGGGCCAGAAACCAGGCUGACAAGUCGAAGCCCGGCAAAGCGGCGGUCUCUCUGGGAAAGAGAAGCGAUGAUGCCAUGGCAACGUUGAAGGCUGCCGGGUUUCCAGAAGACCUUGACUGGUUUGAUCCUGCAGUGCUAAGAGCGUACGAGGAGAUGGGAGGCAAGGGAACCACCGCACAAGUGCAUCCGUACCUUUUUACGACUUCAAUGGCAAAACUGGCAGAAGAGAAGGGCGCAAAAGUUGUCCUGGGCACGGUUACUGAUAUUGACUACUCAGAAGGCCCUGUUAAGUCUUUAACAUAUCAAAGCAAGGCCACUGGUGCUACGAAGACUAUCACUGCUACAGACGUUAUCAUUUCAGCGGGCCCCUGGACAUCAAGGAUAUUCCCACCAGCCCCAAUCGAAGCCCUUCGAGCACAUAGUGUUGUCCUACGUCCAACACGCCCUGUCUCCGCAUACACUCUAUUUACCGAGAUCACUCUUCCAGUGGGACAGUCCAAGUCAGGCAGACUAUCUGCAACCAGCCCUGAAAUCUACGCUCGGCCUGACAACACCGUAUACGCCUGUGGAGAAGGAGAUACUUUGGUACCUUUACCAUCAUCUACAGCUGAUGUUGAGGUUGAUCAGUCCAGAUGCGAAGACAUUAUCAACGCAAUUGGAAGUGUGUCUGACCAGUUACGGGAUGGAGAGGUACUGGUCCGGCAGGCCUGCUAUCUUCCUAAUGUAGCUGGCACCGGCGAUCGAGGAAGCCCCCUUAUCGGCAAGACUAGGACAGAAGGCUUGUAUCUAGCAACCGGCCAUACCUGCUGGGGCAUCCAGAACGCACCGGCAACAGGCAAGCUUAUGAGCGAGUUUGUUUUCGACGGCGAUGCUAAGAGUUUGAAUAUUUCUUCUCUGGAUCCUCGCAAGGUGGUAUAG
Messenger RNA from Trichophyton benhamiae CBS 112371, 1227 nucleotides. RefSeq lists its product as uncharacterized. NCBI's taxonomy places the organism in Eukaryota, Fungi, Ascomycota, Eurotiomycetes, Onygenales, Arthrodermataceae. Gene Ontology annotation, cellular component: cytoplasm; late endosome. The record is from RefSeq and is a predicted model, not a curated record. Gene Ontology annotation, molecular function: oxidoreductase activity. Gene Ontology annotation, biological process: retrograde transport, endosome to Golgi. Bases 1 to 1227 code for a protein of 408 amino acids. The transcript has 2 exons.